This is a messenger RNA of Alexandromys fortis (reed vole), 9374 nucleotides long. It is a transcript of the gene Scn9a, whose product is annotated as sodium voltage-gated channel alpha subunit 9. Gene Ontology annotation, molecular function: protein binding; voltage-gated sodium channel activity. Gene Ontology annotation, biological process: sodium ion transmembrane transport; membrane depolarization during action potential; neuronal action potential. The record is from RefSeq and is a predicted model, not a curated record. The transcript has 26 exons. Gene Ontology annotation, cellular component: voltage-gated sodium channel complex; axon; plasma membrane. Lineage: Eukaryota; Metazoa; Chordata; Mammalia; Rodentia; Cricetidae.
AUGGCGAUGCUGCCUCCCCCAGGACCGCAGAGCUUUGUCUACUUCACCAAACAGUCUCUCGCCCUCAUUGAGCAGCGCAUUUCGGAAGGAAAAGCCAAGGAACACAAAGACGAAAAGAAAGAAGAUGAUGAAGAAGGUCCCAAGCCCAGCAGCGACUUGGAAGCUGGCAAACAGCUGCCCUUCAUCUACGGAGACAUUCCCCCUGGGAUGGUGUCGGAGCCCCUGGAGGACCUGGACCCAUACUACGCAGACAAGAAAACUUUUAUAGUAUUGAACAAAGGAAAAGCGAUCUUCCGCUUCAACGCCACGCCUGCGCUGUACAUGCUCUCACCCUUCAGUCCUCUAAGAAGAAUAUCUAUUAAGAUUUUAGUACAUUCCUUAUUCAGCAUGCUGAUCAUGUGCACAAUUCUGACGAACUGCAUAUUCAUGACCAUGAGCAACCCUCCAGAAUGGACCAAAAAUGUAGAAUACACUUUUACUGGAAUAUAUACUUUUGAAUCACUCAUAAAAAUCCUUGCAAGAGGCUUUUGCGUGGGAGAAUUCACCUUCCUUCGUGACCCUUGGAACUGGCUGGAUUUUAUUGUCAUUGUUUUCGCGUAUUUAACAGAAUUUGUAAACCUAGGCAAUGUUUCAGCUCUUCGAACUUUCAGAGUCCUGAGAGCUUUGAAAACUAUUUCUGUAAUCCCAGGACUGAAGACCAUCGUGGGGGCCUUGAUCCAGUCAGUGAAGAAGCUGUCUGACGUCAUGAUCCUCACUGUGUUCUGUCUCAGUGUUUUUGCACUAAUUGGACUACAGCUGUUUAUGGGAAACCUGAAGCAUAAAUGUCUCAGGAAGGAACUCGAAGAGAACGAAACAUUAGAAAGCAUCAUGAAUACCGUUGAGAGUGAAGAAGAACUGAAAAGAUAUUUUUAUUACUUGGAGGGAACCAAAGAUGCUCUCCUUUGUGGCUUCAGCACAGAUUCUGGCCAGUGUCCAGAAGGAUACUACUGUGUGAAGGCUGGCAGAAACCCUGAUUACGGCUACACGAGCUUUGAUACUUUCAGCUGGGCCUUCUUGGCCUUGUUUCGGCUAAUGACUCAGGAUUACUGGGAGAACCUUUACCAGCAGACUCUACGUGCUGCUGGCAAAACCUACAUGAUUUUCUUUGUCGUGGUGAUCUUCCUGGGCUCCUUUUAUCUGAUAAACUUGAUCCUGGCUGUGGUAGCCAUGGCCUAUGAGGAACAGAACCAGGCCAACAUCGAGGAAGCUAAACAGAAAGAAUUAGAAUUUCAGCAGAUGUUAGACCGACUCAAGAAAGAGCAGGAAGAAGCCGAGGCCAUUGCUGCAGCUGCAGCUGAGUACACGAGUAUUGGGCGGAGCAGGAUGACGGGUCUGUCGGAGAGCUCUUCAGAAACCUCUCGGCUGAGCUCCAAGAGUGCCAAGGAGAGACGAAACAGAAGAAAGAAAAAGAACCAGAAGAAGAUCUCUGGUGGCGAGGAAAAGGGCGACGACGAGAAACUGUCCAAGUCGGGAUCGGAGGAAAGUAUCAGAAAGAAAAGCUUCCAUCUAGGUGUGGAAGGACAUCACCGCUCCCGGGAGAAGAGGCUGUCCACCCCGAACCAGUCACCACUCAGCAUUCGCGGCUCCUUGUUUUCUGCACGGCGCAGCAGCCGAACGAGUCUCUUCAGUUUCAAGGGUCGAGGAAGAGAUCUUGGAUCUGAGACAGAGUUCGCCGAUGACGAGCAUAGCAUUUUUGGAGACAACGAGAGCAGACGGGGUUCACUAUUUGUGCCUCACAGGCCUCGGGAGCGACGAAGCAGUAACAUCAGCCAGGCCAGUAGGUCCCCACAAAUGCUGUCGGUGAACGGAAAGAUGCACAGUGCGGUGGAUUGCAAUGGCGUGGUGUCGCUUGUUGACGGACCUACAGCCCUCAUGGUCCCCAAUGGACAGCUUCUUCCAGAGGUGAUAAUAGAUAAGGCAACUUCCGACGACAGUGGCACAACCAAUCAAAUGCACAAGAAAAGACUUUCCAGUUCUUAUUUCCUGUCUGAGGACAUGCUGAAUGACCCACACCUCAGGCAGAGAGCCAUGAGCAGAGCAAGCAUUCUAACCAACACUGUAGAAGAACUUGAAGAGUCUAGACAAAAAUGUCCACCAUGGUGGUACAGAUUUGCUCACACAUUUUUGAUCUGGAAUUGCUCUCCAUAUUGGAUAAAAUUCAAGAAGUUCAUCCAUUUUAUUGUUAUGGAUCCUUUUGUAGAUCUUGCCAUUACCAUUUGCAUAGUUCUAAACACAUUGUUUAUGGCUAUGGAGCACCACCCAAUGACUGACGAAUUCAAAAAUGUACUUGCUGUAGGGAAUCUGAUCUUCACAGGGAUCUUUGCAGCUGAAAUGGUACUGAAGUUAAUAGCCAUGGAUCCUUAUGAGUAUUUCCAAGUAGGGUGGAAUAUUUUUGACAGUCUAAUUGUGACAUUGAGUUUGGUAGAGCUUUUCCUCGCAGAUGUGGAAGGAUUAUCAGUCCUGAGAUCAUUCCGAUUGCUACGAGUCUUCAAGUUGGCAAAAUCCUGGCCCACACUGAAUAUGCUCAUCAAGAUCAUUGGCAACUCGGUGGGCGCCCUGGGCAACCUGACCCUGGUGUUGGCCAUCAUUGUCUUCAUCUUCGCCGUGGUCGGCAUGCAGCUGUUUGGAAAGAGCUACAAGGAGUGCGUUUGCAAGAUCAAUGAGGAUUGCACACUCCCGCGCUGGCACAUGAAUGACUUCUUCCACUCCUUCCUGAUCGUGUUCCGGGUGCUGUGUGGAGAGUGGAUAGAGACCAUGUGGGACUGCAUGGAGGUCGCUGGCCAGACCAUGUGUCUUAUUGUUUACAUGAUGGUCAUGGUGAUUGGCAACCUUGUGGUCUUGAACCUGUUUCUGGCAUUAUUACUGAGCUCCUUUAGUUCUGACAAUCUUACAGCAAUUGAAGAAGAUACCGAUGCAAACAACCUCCAGAUAGCAGUGGCCAGGAUCAAAAGAGGAAUCAAUUAUGUGAAACGGACCCUACGUGAAUUUCUCCUAAAAUCGUUCUCCAAAAAACCAAAGGGUCCCAAGGACACAAAGCGAGCAGUAGAUCCAAACAACAGAAAAGACAACUAUAUCUCAAAUCGGACACUCGCUGAGAUGAGCAAAGAUCACAAUUUCCACAAAGAAAAGGAUAAACUGAGUGGUUUUGGGAGCAGUGUAGACAAAAGCUUUGUGGAUGAUAAUGACUACCAGCCCUUCAUUCACAAUCCCAGCCUCACGGUGACUGUGCCAAUUGCACCUGGGGAAUCUGAUUUGGAAAACAUGAACACUGAAGAACUUAGCAGUGACUCAGAUAGCGACUACAGCAAAGAGAGACGGAACCGAUCCAGUUCCUCCGAGUGCAGCACAGUUGAUAACCCUCUGCCAGAAGGAGAAGAAGCAGAAGCUGAGCCCGUAAAUCCAGAUGAGCCAGAGGCAUGUUUUACGGAUGGCUGUGUUCGGAGAUUUCCAUGCUGCCAAGUGAAUGUAGACUCUGGGAAAGGGAAAGUCUGGUGGACCAUCAGGAAGACCUGCUACAGGAUAGUUGAACACAGCUGGUUCGAAAGCUUUAUCGUUCUCAUGAUCUUGCUCAGCAGCGGAGCUCUGGCUUUUGAAGACAUAUACAUUGAAAAGAAAAAGACCAUUAAGAUUAUUUUGGAGUAUGCUGACAAGAUAUUCACCUACAUCUUCAUCCUGGAGAUGCUUCUCAAAUGGGUGGCUUAUGGCUAUAAAACAUAUUUCACCAAUGCCUGGUGUUGGCUGGACUUCUUAAUUGUUGAUGUAUCUCUGGUUACUUUAGUAGCCACCACUCUUGGCUACUCAGACCUUGGCCCCAUUAAAUCCCUGAGGACGCUGAGGGCUCUAAGACCCCUGAGAGCCUUGUCUAGAUUUGAAGGAAUGAGGGUGGUGGUCAAUGCACUCAUAGGAGCAAUCCCUUCCAUCAUGAAUGUGCUUCUCGUAUGUCUUAUAUUCUGGCUAAUAUUUAGCAUCAUGGGAGUCAAUCUGUUUGCUGGCAAGUUCUACGAGUGAGUUAACACUACAGAUGGCUCACGGUUUCCCACAGCUCAAGUUGCAAACCGCUCUGAGUGCUUUGCCCUUAUGAAUGUCAGUGGAAAUGUCCGAUGGAAAAACCUGAAAGUGAACUUUGAUAACGUUGGGCUCGGCUACCUGUCUCUGCUUCAAGUUGCAACAUUCAAAGGCUGGAUGGAUAUUAUGUAUGCAGCUGUUGACUCUGUUAAUGUAAAUGAGCAGCCGAAAUAUGAAUACAACCUCUACAUGUAUAUUUAUUUUGUCAUCUUUAUCAUCUUUGGGUCAUUCUUCACUUUGAAUCUGUUCAUUGGUGUCAUCAUAGACAAUUUCAACCAACAGAAAAAGAAGCUUGGAGGUCAAGAUAUCUUUAUGACAGAAGAACAGAAGAAGUACUAUAAUGCAAUGAAGAAGCUGGGAUCCAAGAAACCACAAAAGCCAAUUCCUAGGCCAGGGAACAAAUUCCAAGGAUGUAUAUUUGACUUAGUAACAAAUCAAGCUUUUGAUAUCACCAUCAUGGUCCUCAUUUGCCUCAACAUGGUAACCAUGAUGGUAGAAAAAGAAGGGCAAAGUGAUUACAUGACUGAUGUUUUGUACUGGAUCAACGUGGUCUUCAUUAUCCUGUUCACUGGGGAGUGCGUGCUGAAGCUGAUCUCCCUCCGACAUUACUACUUCACUGUGGGAUGGAACAUUUUUGAUUUUGUGGUAGUGAUCCUCUCCAUUGUAGGAAUGUUUCUCGCCGACAUGAUAGAGAAGUACUUUGUGUCCCCUACCCUGUUCCGAGUCAUCCGCCUGGCCAGGAUAGGCCGAAUCCUACGCCUGAUCAAAGGUGCCAAGGGCAUCCGCACCCUGCUCUUCGCUCUGAUGAUGUCCCUUCCUGCGCUGUUCAACAUCGGCCUCCUGCUUUUCCUGGUCAUGUUCAUCUACGCCAUCUUUGGGAUGUCCAACUUUGCCUACGUUAAAAAGGAAGCUGGCAUUAACGACAUGUUCAACUUUGAGACCUUUGGCAACAGCAUGAUCUGCCUGUUUCAAAUCACCACGUCGGCAGGUUGGGAUGGGCUGCUGGCCCCCAUCCUCAAAAGUGCACCUCCCGACUGUGAUCCCAAAAAAAUUCAUCCAGGAAGUUCAGUGGAAGGGGAAUGUGGGAACCCAUCUGUGGGGAUUUUCUACUUUGUCAGCUACAUCAUCAUAUCCUUCCUGGUUGUGGUGAACAUGUACAUCGCUGUCAUCCUGGAGAACUUCAGCGUCGCCACUGAAGAAAGUACUGAACCCCUAAGUGAGGACGACUUUGAGAUGUUCUAUGAGGUCUGGGAGAAGUUCGACCCCGAUGCCACUCAGUUCAUAGAGUUCUGCAAGCUCUCUGACUUUGCGGCUGCCCUGGAUCCUCCCCUUCUCAUCGCAAAGCCAAACAAAGUCCAGCUCAUCGCCAUGGAUCUGCCCAUGGUGAGCGGAGACCGCAUCCACUGCCUGGACAUCUUAUUUGCUUUUACGAAGAGGGUUUUGGGUGAGAGUGGAGAGAUGGAUUCUCUUCGUUCACAGAUGGAAGAAAGGUUUAUGUCCGCAAAUCCUUCUAAAGUUUCCUAUGAACCCAUCACAACCACACUAAAACGAAAACAAGAGGAUGUAUCUGCUACUAUCAUUCAGCGCGCUUACAGAAGGUACCGCCUUCGGCAAAACGUCAAGAAUAUAUCAAGUAUAUACAUAAAGGAUGGAGACAGGGAUGAUGACUUGCCCAAUAAAGAAGAUAUAGUUUUUGAUAAUGUUAUUGAGAACUCAAGUCCAGAGAAGACAGACGCAACUGCCUCUGCCGUCUCUCCACCUUCGUAUGAUAGUGUCACUAAGCCAGAUCAAGAGAAAUACGAGACAGACAAAACAGAAAAGGAAGACAAAGGCAAAGAUGGGAAAGAAAGUGGAGAAUAGAGCCUCAUGUGUUUACAGCCUGUGAAGGUGACUCACUGGUGUUAAUAAGACUCUUUCACGGAGCUCUAUGCCAAACUCUUUUUAUCCAAACAUUCUCAAAGGCAGCCCAGCCCCUAGCUCGGAUCCAAUGGGUGUAGGGCAGGCAGCAUUGGCACGUGGCUAUUUUUGCAUUGGUAAAUGGUUCUGUAAGAAUUAUGAGCGUAACUCUGUAGGGAAUAAUCAUUACUACAAUCAAGGGUGAUUUAAUCAUUUAACAAGUCCCAAAAACCAUGGAGGCCAUUUUGUCUCCAUAUCUUUUCUCUAGCUUCUAAUUAAGUGUGUACCCCAUCUAAAUAUUGAAAUUCAGGUACAGACGGAAGCAUACACACAGACACAAAUACGAACAGGAUUAGUUAUGAUUGGGAAUUCAGUGCAAGUAUUUUGCCUCUGGUUUGAAAUGAAAUUACUUGUAACAGUAAUGGGAUUUAGUAAUGAAAGUUUUUGUCAAAACCUCUUACUAUUAGGGAGUCAGACUCUUUAUCCAUAACUAGAGUUCAGUUUAUAUUUUGAGGUGCUCUAACUUACCCUACAUUGCAUCAAAAGCAAUUUAUAGGUAUCUAUAAGAUGUCAUGGGAUUGAAGCAUACGUAGGCUACUUAUUUAAGAAAUCACUUGUAUUUGCGUAGAUUAGCAUUCACUUUGAUUUAUGAUGACAUCUGCAGAAUUUUGUGCUCACUUGAUUCUCCCACCUCAGUCGCUUAGCUUGAACUUUAGGUUCACUGAGAACAGCUAGCCUGUCUUUCUUACAUCCCACAUUGUAUGUACAAUAACUACGGACCUUGAGAAAUUAUGGGAAAUAUUACAUAUAUCACAUUUCAUAAUAUAAAACACGAAGACUAAUAACAGAAAAAAAUAUUCUUCAAAGUUCUAUUUACUUACAUUUAUUUCAUCCGGCUUGCCCAGUAAGACAGCUAAUGGCUCAACUCUGAAUGCCAGUUGUCACAUUUAUCUUCUUAUACCAUAUUGGUCUGUCAUAUUUUAUCUCUAAGCAAAUUUAAUGUAUCCUUUUAAUGAAAUGCACCCUGAAAUGCAAUUAGCUACUUGAUACCCUAGCACUUGUUUGAGCAGAUGACCGGAACACUGUAUGUACUGCAUCCCUUAAAUACAAUCCUUAAUGUGUUUGGCAGCUUCCCAAGAUACAAGGAACACCAGGCUUGUGAUACCUGCCCACCAGGUGUGCCGUCUGAAUGAAGCAGCAUUCAGAGAGCGAGUCUCAGCAGCUUGCUUUACCAUCACUAAUUUCCCUGAUUGUGGAAGUAAACCUCUGGACCUCUCUUAUUUCAUCUGUAAAUAACAUAGCUGACACUUCCUCCUUAACAUGCAAAUCUGUGAUAUGAAAUAUCCUUUACAUUGAGCAGGAAAAUAGCCCAGGCUUAUCGUUUUGAAAGCCCAUUCAUUUUGAGCUGAUUGGAACGACCCUACAAAGGACUGGAAAUCUACUUUAUGUUUUUGAAGCACUUGGUAAGCAUAAGUUGCUCUGAUUCUUUCUCGCAUAAUUUUACUCUAAGAAGAUGAAGCCAUUCUUCCAACACAUUAUCUUUGCAGAGAAAAUAGAGCUGAGUAAAAGUAGACAAUUCUGAGGGAAAUUUUGAAGUGACUGCAUAAAACAUACUUCAUCAAAUUGCUUUUGAAAUUCAAAGGCAACACAAGUGUUGGUAUAGUAAGUAAUCAAAACAUAUAUUCUUUAUUUUUUGCCCAGUUAAAAAGAAAAGUUUAAACAUUACUAGAGACAUGAAGAGACAAAGAUAGAGAGUGAGGAAUACAAGGAGGGAGAGAAGAAGCGAAGCUAUAAGAACAAGAAGAAAGAUAUAGUUAUAGAGACUUGCUCAGAAUGCUGUCCACUGUGGUGCGUUCUACGGUGUCCUAUAGAAGAGUCUCGUUACACACAUUUGUCUAAGGGACCUAAGAAGUUACAUGUAAGACUGACGGCUCUCUGCAUCUAUACUUAAUCAUUUAGCCUAGUUUGGUGGGGUGGGGGGGGCUACUUUUUAAUUUCUACAGAAGAUUCCAAACAGUGCUCAGCUCAGCAAUAUAGAGCCCUGUGCAUCUGUUAAGCUGCUAGAAUAGGUUUGGUCGGCUUAAUUUGGGGAGCCACACAAAACCUUUCAUUUGUAACAAGCUUUAAUACAUUCAGUUAAGAAAGUAGCUUGUUUAACAGUUGAAAUCAGUUUCUCAUUGUUUCGCGCCCAUUAAUAAUAUAACUACAUUGUAAAUAUUUUUAUGGAUAUAGUAUGUGCAGAUGUCUGGUAUAGAUUACCUGUGAUUUGCUAUUCAUGUUUUUACAGUGGUUAAUUUUUAUGUAAAUUUAAUAUAUUGGCAACUGGUUCCUCAACACACUUUUUUUUAGCAUUGCAAAAAAUAACAGUUAUAAAGUUUCUCUUUUUUCUACUUCGUGCUGAACAUAUUUCAUUCUGAACUAUAUAAUUUUAAAUGUGAUAUUAAGUUUUAUACAUACAAAUAUGUUUAUCCUCCAAAUCACUACUUAUGACAUAGUAUCCAUUAAAAAUGGUAUUUUUGUUAGACAGGAUUUCUCCCGGUAACCCUGGCUUUCCUAGAACUCACUCUGCAUACCAGGCUGGCCUUGAACUAAGGGAGAUCUGCCUUCUUCUGCCUCCUGAGUGCUGAGAUUAAUGGCAUGCACCACCACUGCCUGGUCUAAAAAUGGUAUUUGACAAUAGGAUAACAUUUAGUAAAAGCUUAAAGCAAGCUUACACCCCUUUUCAUAUUGGCUAGUGUUUGUGCUAAUUAUAAAAUGUUGUCCCACUGAAACUACUAGUCAUAUAUCCACUAAAAUUAUUUUACCUAUGGACAUAGAAUGCUGACUAUAUAAAUGAAGAUAGAGAUUAGCAUUCAAUAAAAGAAAACAUAUGUGAGCGCACAUCCAUCUACGUAAUUUGGGUGAAAACAGGAGAAUCUCAUUUAACUAAUUUGUCUCUUCUCACUGAAAAUAGUAAAAGAAAUCUGUGAGCUAUUUCAAAAUUCAAAUUGUCACAUCUUGCGGUCGUAAAUAUUUAGCAUGGUUUUGUAGAAUUUUGAUAGUUUUAUAAGAGUGGAAAUUCAAUGCAUAUGUAAAUAAAACCGUCCACACUAGCAAAUUCAUCAAACAUUAAUUGAAGUAAUGAAAGGGGGGCAGCUAAAUAAGGAUGGUCAGUACCUGACCUGGGUUUAGAACUUAUGUGUAGAGCCAUCAAUUUUUCAGUAUAUGUUUUCACUAUGUCGUUAGUUUCCUGAUGAAAACAAUCAAGAACUGCUCCCAGCACAUGAAUAAGUAGCCAUGCAUAUAUGAAUGCUGUUUACAAAACCCAUAGACCCAUGAAUGCUCAAAAUGUUUCAGUUUGUCAACAUUACAUUGUAGCUAUAAUUGUUAAUAGA